Triticum turgidum subsp. durum (durum wheat) is the source of this 660-nucleotide messenger RNA. The record is from the annotation of a GenBank genome assembly. Lineage: Eukaryota; Viridiplantae; Streptophyta; Magnoliopsida; Poales; Poaceae.
AUGGCUCCCAAGAACGCGCUCCCCGUCGCCGUCGCCGCCGCCGCAGACGGCGGCAUGGAGCCCAGGUUCCGCGGCGUGCGGAAGCGGCCGUGGGGCAGGUACGCGGCGGAGAUCCGCGACCCGGCCAGGAAGGCGCGCGUCUGGCUCGGCACCUUCGACACCGCCGAGGCCGCCGCGCGCGCCUACGACGCCGCCGCGCUCCACUACCGCGGGCCCAAGGCCAAGACCAACUUCCCCGUCGGCACCGUCGCCGCCUACACGCACAUCCCGCUCCCGCCGCCCAAGGCGCUGGCCGUGAGCCCCAGCAGCAGCACCGUCGAGUCGUCGUCCCGGGACACGCCGGCCGCGGCGCCCGCCGCUCCUGCUGUUGCUGCCCCCGCGGCCCCGCCGGCGCUCGACCUGAGCCUGGCGAUGCCGGCCAUGGUGGCGGCGCAGCCGUUCCUGUUCCUGGACCCCAGGGUCGCGGUGACCGUGGCCGUGGCAGCGCCGGCGCCGGCGCCGGCGCCGUGCCGGUCAGCGGCGAUCAGCGGCAUGAACAAGGUGGCGUCCCACGAGGAAGAGCAGAGCGACACCGGGUCGUCGUCAUCCGUGGUGGACGCCUCGCCGGCCGUGGGCGUGGGGUUUGACCUGAACCUGCCGCCGCCGGUGGAGAUGGCAUAG